AUGCCGGCCACCAUCAUCCCACCGGUCCCUCAUUACGAACAUGCUCCAGAGACAAAGGAGAAUUUGGACUACGCUGAGGUUCCUGUCAUUGACCUUGCCAACGUGCACACCUCCCAGGGGCACCUAGAACUUGCGCCAAAAGUACGGGAUGCGAUGCGCAACUAUGGCUUCAUGUGCGUUGUAAAUCAUGGGCUAUCGCAAGCUCAGAAUGACCGCUUGAUCGACAUCGCCAACGUCCCAUUCACUCAAGUUCCCGAGGAGGAGCAGAGGUCAUUCGUGUCCAAGAUCAGAGAACUAGGGGAGUGGAAGGGAUAUAAGCCACGUCAGUUCUGGCACGUCGAUAACGGCGUACGCGACCAAAUCGACCACUACGCUAUGAUCCGUCCGGCGUUCGAGCAGCACCACCCUAAGGCGCUGCAGCCAUUCCUCCCAGAGAUCCACGCUUUUAUGAAGCACAACCACUUCAAUGUCCUUCACCCUGUCCUGAGGCUGCUCGCGCUAGGGUUGGAAUUGCCUGAAGAGACGUUCGUAAGUCAGCACCAGUUCGAGGCCGAGGGUAUGACGUUCCUGGCCCAGUUCGUUUCGCAAAAUGGUCAGACGCCUUAUUUGGGAGGAGAUGAAGUCGGCACUCACCAGAUUGCUCCCAGUUACCCGCGUACAGAAGAUGACGAAGCCAAGACCAAGAACGUUUGGAUGAAGGGACACACCGACGGCGGUACUGUUUCACUCCUCUGGAACCAGCCCCUUGUAGCACUGCAGAUCAUGUGCCCCGAUGGUCAGUGGCGGUAUGUCAAGUAUAUCCCUAACAGCAUCAUCGUCAAUUUGGGCGAUUCGAUGGAGAAGAUGUGCGGGGGCUAUUACAAGGCCACCAUCCACCGCGUCUUCCAGCCGCCUCUGGAUCAACAGGGCUACGCUCGUCUCGGGCUAUUCUACUUCGGCUAUGCCGAUGAUGACGUGCGGCUCCUGCCGCGCAUGGAGAGUCCUCUUUUGCAACGCGUUGGCAUUACGAGGAGUUGUGAGGACGCGGAUGCUCCUACACAGAAGGAAUGGAGGGUCAUCCGUACAAGUACUUACGGAGAUUCGGAGAGAGAGAGAAAGCGCAAGGACGACGGCACCGAGGAGGAGGUAGUGAAUGGGGUGGUGAUCAAACAUUGGAACUGA
This is a messenger RNA of Dichomitus squalens LYAD-421 SS1, 1161 nucleotides long. RefSeq names its product Clavaminate synthase-like protein. NCBI's taxonomy places the organism in Eukaryota, Fungi, Basidiomycota, Agaricomycetes, Polyporales, Polyporaceae. The transcript is spliced from 8 exons. Gene Ontology annotation, molecular function: dioxygenase activity. Bases 1 to 1161 code for a protein of 386 amino acids. The record is from RefSeq and is a predicted model, not a curated record.